Molecule: messenger RNA, 2802 nt
Organism: Procambarus clarkii (red swamp crayfish)
Lineage: Eukaryota; Metazoa; Arthropoda; Malacostraca; Decapoda; Cambaridae
Product: axoneme-associated protein mst101(2)
Source: RefSeq, a predicted model, not a curated record
GUAGCUAGUCAGUACACGUGGAACCUCCAUCGUGGUCACACCUCCACAUCUCUGUUCUUCAGCCCCUGCCUUAGUUCGUGGCGCCUGGGACGCUCCUGACACCGUCAACAUGAAGCUGCUACUUUUGUUCGCUUUCUGCGUCGUCAACGUCGCUCUUGUUCACGCAUUUGACUCAACCGACGACAACCAACGGAAAUCCGCAAAGAACGUACCAUCAGAUCGAGGUAUUAAGUCUACCGGCGAGAGGAGCUCAGGCCAGAUACGUAAAUCCGAGAGUGGUCAUGGCGUCAAUGUUCGCAACAGAGUUCCUAAAAAGUUGCACGACAAAACCCAGAGGAUGUCCAACUCCAACAAGCUCAAGAAGGCCUCGCGAGACGGUAAGAUCGUCAAGCACAAGAAGAAGGCCUCGCGAGACGGUAAGAUCGUCAAGCACAAGAAGGCCUCGCGAGACGGAAAGAUCGUCAAGCACAAAAAGAAGGCCUCGCAAGACAGAAAGUUCGUUAAGAAGAUGGAUCACCAAUCUAAGAAGUCGUGCGCAGGCGUCUGUGUCGAGGACGCCCAGGAGUGCACUCAUGGCACAAUAGUUAAGAGCAAGUGCCAUGAUGGACUCAAGUGUUGUGUCUCUGAUGAGCCAAGGGUGAAGACAGAGGAAAAGAGAAAAGUGUGCCGUGCCAACAAAAAGUGUACCAAGAAGAACGGCUCCUGCCAGCCAAAGAAAAUUUGUAGUGGAAACAUCGUGAAGGGGAAACUGUGCACCGGCGGCUGUGUGUGUUGUGCGUCCGUGGAUUCCUCGUGCAAGACCAAGAAGAGCUGCAAGGCAGUGAAUGGAGCAUGUGGGCCGUUGAGUCAAUCUUGCAGUGGACAGUUGCAUAAGGGCAAGCAGUACUGCAAGGGUAGUGGUUGUGGUUGUUGCAGCCCUACUGGUAAGAUUAUCAGCCCACCUUCUCAUCCUUACCCACAACUGAUGCUUUUAUUUAGGCUGGUAUGGUGUUUGUCCUCUAAGUUCGCGGAAACUUGUUUUUAUUUAAUUUUAAGUCUGGAUUCUACAUUUAAGGACAAUUUUAAUUUUAUUAACUAUAAGAAAUCUUUAGGAUUUGAGUUGAAUAGUGUUACUAAAAUUAGUUAAUUCCAAAAAUCAUGGUAGGUUAUAUUAGGACUCCAUGUUUUAAACAUAGGCUGUUUCUUGCAUAGUUCUGUAAAAAGAGUUCAAAUUAUCCAUCCAAAGUGUUCACGUUAUUUGCGAUUCUUGAAGGUGCUAUGAUACGAUAAAUAUCGUAAAAUCUUAAGGUAUUGAAGUAAUACCUUAAAGGUGUGACUUGCGAUAAUUUAAGGUGUUAUUUGUUAUAACUAAAACAUUCCUUACAGAAUAUUAAAAAAAAAUCUUAUUUUUUCAGAUAACUUUUAAAACGUUUUCCUCGAUACUUAACAGAGAAAAUUAAGUAUCAUGAGAUUUAGUAUUCAAAAUACGUUUCAAACACGUCACGUGGAAUAAUCUAAUCGACACGAUUUUGAAAAAUUUUCAUACAUCAUUUCAUUGCCUUCGGUCGAUAGUGUAUGUUGAAAAUUCCAAAAGAAUGUUGCAUUCACUGUAAUUUUUAGGUGUUGUUUUCGUUGCAAGAUUGUAUGGUGCUCCUCUAUACGUGAGCAUUUUUUCAAGAGUUUAGAUUCGUGGUGUAUGUUCGUGUGUGUCGUCUACCGCUUGUAUCUGCUCUCUAAGGCUUUGUCUAUUGUCUAUCGCUUGUGUGUAUCGUCUGCAGCUUAUCUCUAUCGUCUGCAUAUUAUGUCUGUUGUCUGCAUCUUGUGUCUAUUGUCUGCAGCUUGUGCCUGCCGUCUGCAACUUGUGUCUAUCGUUGACCACGUGUAUGUAUCGAAUUACGAUCAUCGAUGGAACAAUUACCCAAUAGGCACAAUAUCCAAGAGUAGCAUUAAUUAAACGUUGACUCAACGUUAUCGAUGUUAAUUCAACGUUGAAUUAACGUUUCUCUUGGAUGUUGUGUUCACUGGGUACAAACGUGUUAAAUCCCUUGUGGCAUACGUAAUACAGCCGAUGCCGAUCGCUUCAACAAACACCCCCGCGAAGGGAGGAGACAAACACCUUGAGCAAAUCUCGACUCUGCGGCGUCAAGACUUUCUUAAUAAAGUGACAAGUGUUCAAAAGAUGGUAGGGCGGUAUGUCCUUCGCCGUUGCUUCAAGCUAAUUCUCCUCUGGUGCUUCUUAUGGGUUUCCUUUUAUAGCAUAUUAUCACAGGAUUCCAGGCGUCCCUCCUAGCUGCCAUCCCCAGAGCCUGGAAGCUCAACAAACGAUACAUUAGACGCCAUACUUGAUUGAGGAGCAGCGGCGUCUUGAGUACCUCCUGUUAGUCACGUUCAGUCGCUCCCUGAAUGUUGCUGGGAUGGGUGAAGCUGGGACGAAUAUGAAGCGCGAUCACACACCGAACAAUUCUACCAGACCUUCCCAGAAUUCCUUUUUCACAAUAUAUAUGGUUCUGUAAAGUCUACCAUGUGACGUUAAGAUUAUUUUCUUCCACAAAAUCUUAUCGCAAGAACAUUAAUGCUAAAGUUGAAAUUAAAAGCAAACACGGAAACAUGAUGCUUAUUGCCGAAAACAUGCGAUGUGCAUUAUACCUGGCUUAAACACGCAUAGAAAAAAGGUGAUUUACGAAAAACAGCCUCAAUUAUCACAUUAAUUUUUGUCUAACAAUGUGUAUGUUUAAAUGAAAUAGUUUGUAUUUACCUAAUGUAUCUGAGAAAUGUAUUUUUAUUUAUUUUUCUAGAUUUUACAAUAAAUUUAAAAAUAACAUA